AUGGAAUCAGCCAAGAGCAAUUCCGGGAAGAAGAACUUUCUAGUGAAGACAUGGAAACGGUGUCGUUCUUUUCCCCGGAGUCACAGCAGCAGAGGCGGUGUUUGGGGUUUGGCGAAGAGCAAAUCAUGGCACGGCAAGGAGAUGAUGCCGAAGAAGAAGAAAAUGGCGCCGGAAGGUUUUUUUCCGGUGUACGUGGGACCGGAGAGACAAAGGUUUGCCAUCAAGACAAAGCUCGUUAACCAUCCUUUGUUCACGAAGCUUCUAGAAGAUGCGGAAAUCGAAUACGGGUACAAUUGUGACGGCCCGAUAUCGCUUCCAUGUGCUGUGGAUCUGUUCUAUGAGAUAUUGGCAGAGAUGGAGGCUAAAGAUCAUGUGCGGCCGCUUGAAUGGAGUUUCGCCUACGGAUCAUGCAGUCCGUUUAAUCCUAGCCGUCGAUUGGGAAUCUACGGUGCAGAUCAAAUGGCCAAAGGGUAUGGUUCUUAUGAACAUCUUCAAACUACGAGCUUGUUUAAGAUGAAUUAA
Cynara cardunculus var. scolymus (artichoke) is the source of this 522-nucleotide messenger RNA. RefSeq lists its product as uncharacterized. NCBI's taxonomy places the organism in Eukaryota, Viridiplantae, Streptophyta, Magnoliopsida, Asterales, Asteraceae. The record is from RefSeq and is a predicted model, not a curated record. The transcript has a single exon. The coding region runs from base 1 to 522 and encodes 173 amino acids. Gene Ontology annotation, biological process: response to auxin.